Molecule: messenger RNA, 1560 nt
Organism: Quercus robur (English oak)
Lineage: Eukaryota; Viridiplantae; Streptophyta; Magnoliopsida; Fagales; Fagaceae
Exons: 8
Coding region: 71-1465 (464 amino acids)
Biological process (GO): regulation of GTPase activity
Source: RefSeq, a predicted model, not a curated record
GUGGGAUUGUAUUAAUUGAUCCGAUCACAGUAAUUAAUUAAUUAAUAAAUAAUAAAUUAAAAAAGAAGAAAUGUGGAGGCGGAAGCAGAGUAGCAGUAGUACGGAAGUGGGUUGCAUUGCGUGCGAGGAGCUGAGCUUGGUUGGGGCCGGAAAGGAAGGGUGGCUCGUGGAGGACCCAAAUCUUGUGUGCGCUCUGGACACUCACGCACUAGCGCUCGCCCACAACUCCCUCAUACUCCUCCUCGGAUUCGGAUCUUCUUCUUCUUCGCCCGAUUCCCGUGUCAGCAUCCGACCCGAUUUGUCCCCGAUCGAGUCCGAGCAUAUUACAGCCAUUGAGUGGCUCGUUUUUGAAGAUUACGAUAUUCGGGUUGUUGUGGCCGGCACCUCUUCCGGCUAUUUGCUCUUUUACUCUCUGCUUGGUCAUUUCAUUCACAAACAGAUGAUACAUCCUGGGCGAAUUCUAAAGUUGAGAGUUCGUGGAACAAAGAGAGAUUUGACCCAAGACACUACUUCCUCAGAAGAAGUCUGUGUUGUCAUGCCAGGCAUAGUUGCUCGCUUUGAUGGUUCUCAUAUUCAGAGUAUGCUGCGCCAAUGGUUUGAAGAAACACAUACUCAGUAUUGGGAUCAGAAACCAAAAAAGCGAGGUUCAGAGGGCCAAGAAACUCCUUAUGGAAGAUUACCUUUCCAGUUAUGGAAUGUUAGCAAGUAUGGUACUUGUGCUGAUGCUGCAAUCACUGGUAUAAUGCCUCCACCACUGAUGGAACUCCAGUCAAGUCAGCGUUAUUACUGUGCGGUCGCUGUUGGAGAGGAUGCUGUUGUUUCGGCAUUCAGGCUUUCAGAAGACAAAAGCAGGUCUUUAGUGGGAGCUAUUUUAUCAAAAGUCGUUCCUGCAACAUUUUCGACAAUUGCUUCUGUUUCAAGAAUGUUUUGGCGGAGUGAACAAAUGUCACCAAGAAAAUCGGAAGUGAAGACUCAAUCAUUUGCUCGAGCUUCUCCUUUGACGUGUUUGAAGGAUCACCCAAGGAAGGGUGAGAAGCUGACCCUCUCACCUAGUGGUACAUUAGCUGCAAUAACAGAUUCACUUGGUCGUAUAUUGCUCUUAGACACUCAGGCACUUGUGGUGGUGCGGUUAUGGAAGGGAUACCGCGAUGCUAGCUGCCUAUUCAUGGAGAUGCUAGUCAAAAGAGAUACUGCUGCAGCAUCAAGUUCCAAUUAUUAUGAACCAGUGAAGAGUGAUUACUGUUUGUGUUUGGCUAUUCAUGCACCUCGAAAAGGAAUUGUUGAGAUCUGGCAGAUGAGAACUGGACCACGUCUUCGGAUUAUUCAAUGUGCCAAAGGUGCUAAAAUACUGCAACCUACCUAUAGAUUUGGAUCAUCUAUGACCUCUCCUUAUGUUCCUUUGGAGGUUUUCUUGUUGAAUGGGGAUUCUGGUCAAAUAUCAGUUUUAAAUCGAACCCUUAAUUGAUUUGUACAAUGUAAAACACUCUUUAUCCUGAUAUUUUACUGUAGGAAAAUGAUAAUUUUUCUGAUUAAGAUGGCUCUUUAAAUUUGGGGGAUUUA